This is a messenger RNA of Pelodiscus sinensis (Chinese soft-shelled turtle), 2605 nucleotides long. It is a transcript of the gene NOM1, whose product is annotated as nucleolar protein with MIF4G domain 1. NCBI's taxonomy places the organism in Eukaryota, Metazoa, Chordata, Testudines, Trionychidae. Gene Ontology annotation, biological process: ribosomal small subunit biogenesis. Gene Ontology annotation, cellular component: nucleolus. The record is from RefSeq and is a predicted model, not a curated record. Gene Ontology annotation, molecular function: protein binding; RNA binding.
GCCACCUCCCCGCCCCAGAGCUUCGUCCGGGAUGGGCUGGGCUAUGUGCUGGGGGCCCUGGAGCACGAGGCCACCCUCUCGGGCCUGUAUGAGGAGAGCAGCGAGGAGGAGGCGGCAGAUGAUGGGCGCCUAGAUGAGGAUGAAGAGAAGGAUGAAGAGGAGGAGGAUCUAGAUAUGGAAUCCCUCGAUGGUGCUCAGGAGGGGGAGUUCCAGGAGGAGGAAGAUGAGGAGGUGAGCAUGGAGGACACUUCAGAAACCUCAGAGGAGGAAGAUGUGGAAGGAAAUUGGGAGGAUGAGCGGAAAGGAAGCAGAAAGUUGCCUGUGUCCCCAGAGGAUUGUGGCAGCUAUAAAACCAGCAAAGCCAAGACCUCCAGUGAAGAGAAGAGUCUUUGCCAUAACACUACGAAGUAUGUACCCCCUUCAGUGAGAAGAGCUGAUGAAGUAAUGGAUGACAAAAAGAGGGAAGAACUGGGAAGACUAAAGAAAACAGUGAAAGGACUAAUUAACAGGUUGAGUGAACCAAAUUUGGCCUCCAUAAGUGGACAGUUGGAAGAGCUAUACAUGGCUAACAGUAGAAAGGACAUGAAUGAAACCCUAACAGAUGUUCUUAUGAAUGCUUGUGUUACUGCAGCCAUGAUGCCUGUUAGAUUGAUGAUGGAGCAUGUCCUUUUGGUCAGCAUUCUUCAUCAUACAGUGGGAAUUGAGGUUGGUGCUCACUUUUUGGAAGUUGUGGUGAGGAAAUUUGAUGAAUUCUAUAGAAGUGAUGCUGAAGGGAAAGAAUGCGAUAACCUGUUUGCCUUGAUUGGCCAUCUAUAUAAUUUUCAUGUAGUUCAUUCGCUGCUGAUCUUUGACAUUCUCAAGAUGCUUGUUAGCACUUUUACAGAAAAGGACAUUGAACUGAUUCUGCUCCUCCUGAAAAAUGUUGGCUUUUCCUUAAGAAAAGAUGAUGCUUUGGCCCUGAAGGAUCUCAUUAGUGAGGCACAGAACAAAGCAAAUGCCGUGGGGAAAAAAUUUCAGGACCAAUCUAGGGUUCGCUUUAUGCUAGAGACUAUGCUGGCACUAAAAAACAAUGAUAUGCGGAAAAUCCCAGGUUAUGACCCGGAGCCAGUUGAGAAGCUGCGCAAGCUGCAGAGAACACUGGUUCGCAACUGUGCUUCUGGAAGAGACACACAGCUUCGUGUGUCAUUGGAAUCUCUCCUCAAUGCUGACCAGGUUGGCCGUUGGUGGAUAGUAGGGUCGUCUUGGAGCGGAGCACCAAUGAUUGAUAGUAACAGCACUAAGACUCAGCACAAAUUGCCUGUAGGAAAGAUGAGUUCAAAGAUAUUGGAGCUUGCUCGUAAGCAGAGAAUGAACACAGACAUCAGGAGAAAUAUUUUUUGUGUCUUGAUGAGUAGUGAAGACUUUUUGGAUGCAUUUGAGAAACUACUGAAGCUUGGACUUAAAGAUCAGCAAGAGAGAGAAAUUGUUCAUGUUCUCAUUGACUGUUGCCUACAGGAGAAGACAUAUAACCCCUUCUAUGCAUAUUUGGCUAACAAGUUUUGUGAAUACAAUAGAAGAUUUCAGAUGACAUUCCAGUUCAGUAUAUGGGACAAAAUUCGAGAUUUGGGAAACCUGUCAUCUGUCACUUUCUCCAACCUGGUUUCUCUGUUGGCCCACUUGCUAAAGACAAAAUCACUCUCCCUAUCAGUCUUCAAGGUAGUGGAAUUCAGUGAACUAGAUAAACCUAAAGUUCAUUUCUUGCGGCAAGUAUUAUAUACGCUAUUAAUGAAAACAGACGUGGAAGAACUUACGAGCAUUUUUGGAAGGCUAGCUGACAACCCCAAAUUAGGAAUGUUGCGUGAAGGUUUAAAGCUUUUCCUUUCCCACUUUUUUCUGAAGAACGUACAAGCACACAAAAGCACUGAAGAAGCCAGCCUACUAAAAGAAAGAGUUGAACUAGUAAGCAGGACUAUGCAAGCCAAAGAAUCCAGAUUAAAACUAUAGUUUUAGUUUUCAAAUAAGCUUAUUUGAAAAAUAAGGACUUGAUGAAAGCACAAAGUUGAUCCGGACAAUGUUUUCACAAACCAAAUACUUGAGAUGCUGAGCAGAGUUAUAUUGCUGCAAAGGACCCCGUGUUUUGAGGUGAUAUAGGAUUGUACACACCUAAAAAUGGUUUGGAGCAAAACAGAAACAUAGAAUACUGACAGAGGAAAAAAGUAUACAUUUUUAUACGUUUUUCAUUGCUUGAAAAAGUUGUCUUCCCCAUCCACCUCCACUCUGUAUACCUUCAGGAGAGAGAGCUGAGCUUCCUUCAAAGUAGUGAAUACCAUGGACAGUUGGCAACUGGUCAUGUUCAGAACCCCAAGUGUCUAGCCUUCCCAAUUCCUGUAAGAUCAUGGGUUAAGAUUGGGUUUGAUAUUCAAACCUGUUCACUUUUUUACAGAAUAAAUAAAACAAAAUUUUGUUUCUGUGCUAUAUUAUGGCCAAUAGUCUAUGAUUUUAAAGUGAAAGCUUUUUAAAUAUAAUCAUAUUAUUAGUUGUAAAACAGGCCACCAGAUGGUGCAGUCAUUGGGGAACAAGUCUUGUAACUAUACCCCAAUUUUAAAUAAAAUUUGAAUUUAUUGAC